AUGGCAGCGUCCUUGCACCACCCGGAGGCGGAACGAGAGCGCAUUCGUGAUUUAUCUAGAUACUAUUGUACUGUCGACCGUCCUGUCCUCCGAUUGGUAGCCGCCGACGACCAGGAUUCCCAUGUUGAUAUCCCCGACGACGAGACCCCCCCCGACAUUCGCCUCUCCUCUGAUAUCACCCUGACCGCGCUGGCCCAGUUGGGAGUCUACCGUUUUGGUUGCAACCGCUCCUACGUCUCCAUCAUCGACGGAGUACAUCAGUACAUCAUCGCCGAAGCCACCAAGUCUAUCUCGUUGCGCGACAAGGAUCGUCAUGACCCGGACGAUGGCAUCUACCUCGGGGUUCGUACUCUCGAUUUGAUCUGGGGCGUCUGUCCCCAUUCCAUCGCAUUGUUCACCGGCCAAGACCCUUCCAAAGUCGUCGACUCAGCCAACGUGACCGCCAAUCUCUCCCGUUUCAUCGUCCGAGAUUUCACCAAGGAAGACUUCUAUAAGGAUCGUCCUUACGUCGUCGGCUGGCCUCACUUUCGUUUCUACGCCGAAGUCCCGAUCUACAGCCCCGCCGGUUACGUCCUCGGCUCCUUCUGCAUCGUCGACGAUCACCCGCGCGACCACUUCGGAGAUGCCGAAGUUGCGACCCUGCGCGAGAUUGCCGAUGCCAUUUCCGGGCACCUUGAGCAUGUCCGCAUCGCACACUAUCACCGCCGCGCCGAAAACCUGGUCAAAGGCUUGACGAGUUUCGUCAAGGGUCAUUCCGAGUUCGACCCGACGGAAGUCCCCCCGGUGACUGUGCCUAGUGACCCAUUACCGUCCACCGACUCGGAAGUGCCGCCCUGGGUGGAACCUGAGACUUCUCCCGAACCCUCCGAACCUCCUAUUGGGCGUCCUUCGACUGCAUCGGUGUUGACCGGGGAGUUGACAUCGCUAUUUUCGGCGGUGACCUGCUCAGAACAGAGCACUUCAUCGACCUCGGUCAAUCCCGCUCGGGCCACCACAACCGACGAAGACUUAUCCGAUACGCGGGAAGCCUUUGUUGGAGCGUCUGAUCGCGCGGAGUUCCCCGCCGUGUCGGUGCGGACUCCUGCAAGUAUCUCCGAUAAUCUGGCGCGCAUCUUUGCCCGGGCCAGUGCCACCUUGCGUGACUCGAUGGAUCUGGACGGUGUCUUAUUUUUAGAUGCCUCUCGGAGCAAUUCUGGAGUUGUCCGACCGGGCGAUGCAGGUUCGUGGGAGCCAUUGCCGACCACCGCCAACCCGGAAUUUCUUGCGGACCCGUAUCCGAGUCCGGUAGACCUACCUGGCGUGGGGUCUCUCUCCAAGGCCUCGGAGCGACCAUGUGAUGUGCUGGGAGAGGCGCGCCAUCCCUCAACUACCGCAUCCACGGACCACAACCCCGUCACCGAGGAUCUGUUAAAUCGUCUGGUGGCAUUCUUCCCGCACGGCCAAUUCAUCAACCUCCACGAGGGUGUUGCCGCUGCUAUGCCAGCCACCGCAUCCCAGCCCGCCACUCCCUCCGAGGAGUCCUCGGAUCAAUUCGUGGAGAACCAACGUACAAGUGUCGCAGAUCUAUGCCGCGAACUGCAACAAUGUUUUCCUGAAGCGUACUGCGUGCUUUUCUAUCCAUUAUGGGACUGGAACCGCUCGCGCUGGCUGGCCGGAACGCUCGUCUGGACACAGGGCAGUGAUCGUGCGCUAGACAUGGAAGAGCUCCACUAUUUCAAAGUCUUCGGCGACUCCAUCAUCUCCGAAGUGGCUCGGAUCGACUGGGCCACGAUUCAGCGCUCCAAGUCCGACUUCAUUUCUUCCGUCAGCCACGAACUGCGAUCGCCAUUGCAUGGCAUCUUGGCAAGUGCUGAGCUGUUACAAUCGAGUCCGCUGGAUGCUUCUCAGGCCCAUUGGAUGAGUAUGGUUCAGAGCUGUGGGUUGACUCUUCUCGACACGCUAAAUCAUCUGCUCGACUUUGCCAAGAUUAAUAACUUGACCACAGGGGAGGACGCUGGAAAUGAUAAGCCAUCGAACUCCCGGUCGGCCAAUCUCCUGACCGUCUUCGAUCUCGAUGCUUUGGUGGAAGAAGUGACCGAUGUUCAGUAUACAGGUCAGCGACUGGGCCGGACGAUCAACCCGCUCACACGACGUCUGAUGCACUCGCCUGCCGAUGCGGCAAUCAAGGAAGGAGAGUUGACAGUCGUAGUGCGUGUGCAGGACCGACAGGCGUGGACCGUGCAGUCCGUAGCCGGGGCUUGGCGGCGCAUUGUCAUGAAUCUGCUUGGAAACUCCCUGAAAUGGACCAAGACGGGAUUUAUUGAGGUCUCACUUUCCAAGGCACGACGCAAAUCCGACCCACAAUCGAUUUUUGCUCAUCUCACGGUUACCGACACUGGACGUGGCAUUGCGCCCGACUUCUUGAAACAUAAGCUCUUUUCACCUUUCGCGCAGGAAGACUCUCUUUCGGAGGGGCUGGGCUUGGGCUUCAGUAUAGUGCGGCAAUUGGUUUCCUCUCUUGACGGACACAUCAACGUUCGCAGUGAGUUGGGCAUCGGUACGCAGGUGGAUAUCUUUAUCCCUGUGCGCUUACUGGUACCAAGCGACGCAAAUGGAGCGCCUGGCGUAGGGUUCGCUUCACCACCCGCUCUGCCAAUGGCGCCCUUGCGAUUUUCCCUCGUCGGCUUUGACAGCUAUCCGCACCCUCGGGAGGUCCCGACAGGCAUUUUGCCCGCCGAGGCCAAGCGCAAGUUGGCAAUUCGCAGUUCACUGACCUCGGUCCUACUUAAACAGCCUGGCUGGACUUUGACUCAGGCCGAGUCGCUAGCAGACGCUAAGUGCGAAGUCGCUGUGAUCGAGGAGGAAUCUCUCAGUAGGGCCAUGGCGACCAGCAAGUUACAGCCUGCGAUGGGCGCUGUUGGCGGCUACAAGUUUCUCCUCGUACUAGACAGCAAUCAGGAUCUGAUACGCGAUACCAUGGCGCCGAACAUGAUUCGGGUCUCUCAACCAUUUGGCCCCCGUAAAUUUGACGACGUGAUCAAUCGCAUACUCCUUCUCUACUAUGAAUACAUCAAAAACCCCACACCGUGUCAAACACCUCUCUCCCCCCCGACAGUUGACCCUACUCCCGAACUUCUUCAAAGCAUGUCACCGGCGCCAACACCAUCGCCCGACUCUCGCCAGUCAAACUCCAUUCCCUCUGCUAAACCUUUAAAGGAUGUGCAUGUGCUCAUUGUGGAUGAUAACGAUAUCAACUUGAAGAUCUUGGCCACGUUCAUCCGCAAACUGGGCUGCAGCUAUGACACCGCCUCCAACGGGCUGAUCGCUCUCAAUACAUACAAAAGUGCCUCCCGACGCCAUGAUAUAGUUCUCAUGGACAUCUCCAUGCCCGUCAUGGACGGCAUCACCUCAACCGAACAAAUCCGUCGGUACGAAAAGAAAAUGGGACUCAUCCCCACCCGCAUCAUCGCGGUGACCGGGCUCGGCUCGGCGGACCAGCAGCAAGAGGCGCUGGCCGCGGGAGUGGACGAAUACCUGGUCAAGCCCGUCUCGCUGAGCGGGCUGAAGAAAGUAAUGAAGAUCACCUAAUCAUCGAUAUGAUGCACGACUAUUUCCCGCAGUCUAGAUGUACACGGUCUAGAACUCGUUUCUGUUUUACCCCCCCCCAACCCGGGAUCGGAAUGACGGCGAUAGCUGGCCUCCGGAACGGAUUCGCUUACCUGUCACAUUAUCCAUCUUCUGUAGAUAAAGUGUGCAAAAGUACAUAUAUGUAUAUAAUGUUAGUGCUGGU
Messenger RNA from Aspergillus homomorphus CBS 101889, 3769 nucleotides. Its product is annotated as hybrid sensor histidine kinase/response regulator. The coding region runs from base 1 to 3567 and encodes 1188 amino acids. NCBI's taxonomy places the organism in Eukaryota, Fungi, Ascomycota, Eurotiomycetes, Eurotiales, Aspergillaceae. The transcript has 7 exons. Gene Ontology annotation, molecular function: phosphorelay sensor kinase activity. The record is from RefSeq and is a predicted model, not a curated record. Gene Ontology annotation, biological process: phosphorylation; phosphorelay signal transduction system.